Molecule: messenger RNA, 1549 nt
Organism: Medioppia subpectinata
Lineage: Eukaryota; Metazoa; Arthropoda; Arachnida; Sarcoptiformes; Oppiidae
Source: the annotation of a GenBank genome assembly
CAGUCAAUACAAAUGACAUUCACUUUGAAUGCAAUCAAUGCCUCAAUUUAUUCAAUUUAUUGAUCAUUAAUUGUAUUGUUUUUUGAAUACAUUUAGUGUUUAUUUGUUGUGAAAAAUGUGUGAAAUGUUUGCAAAAGUAGUGAUGAGUUGAUUGUCAGCCAAAAGUGAACACAAAAUAUAAUGUCAAACAUAUUAUCGUUGAAUUCAACGGCAAAUACGACCACAAAAGCCGUUAUCAUUGGCACCGGUCUUACGGUUUCCCUAUUCUUCCUCUACAAGAGUUAUCGAUACUAUGAGUGGAAAUCAAAGACACGAUUAGUGGCGAAGAAGACUCGAUCGGCGGAGACACAGACCGACGGAUGCGUUGAGUCGACACUACAGGUGCUGAAAGUGAACGGCACGAGUAGUCCGACGGCCCGACACGCGGUGACUGUGUGCCGGUCGGCCACUAUUGGCGGUACGGCCGCCGGCCCUAUGGGUGAUGUGCCGCCCACUCAACGCCAGAGGACGCACUCCUUCCGGAACAGUUUGUCGCGAACUUUCGACGACGCCGUCCCGCAAAUGGCCAUUAAAAACGGGGAUUUGGACGACUAUUACGACGAACGGUCGUCAAUCAUAUCGUACGCCACGACCGCAUCCAUGGCUUACUGGGAGUGCGAAGAGAACCUCCACUUCUUCACCCUCUAUGUGGACGCCGUGCAAGACUUGGACUCAAUAGCGAGUCCACGAGUGGACCGAUCCGUUCAGAUGUGUUGCAAAGAUUACAACGAUUUCAAAGCGAAAGUCCAUUGCAUUCGUCGGGCUUUUGAUCACAUAUUCAUCACUUCCGACGACAAUCGCAAGUCUUUCCAAACUAUGGGACAAAAUAUCCUCGAAAUACUCCUCAAUCACUCGCUUCGGGACCCGACGGAAUGUAUUUCAUCGUACUAUUCAUUGAUAGACUUCUUGUGCGACACAUCCAAUCACGAGGGGAUCCGCGAAGAGAUCGCUGUGCGACACAUACCGGCCCUCACUUUCUAUGACCUCGUCUUAGACUAUAUAAUACUGGAUUCGUUCGACGACGUGGAGAACCCGCCGUCGGCCGUCUCCUCAGUGGCCAGCAAUCGAUGGCUGUCCGCAGGCUUUCGAGAGUUGGCGCUCCAGACGGCGGUGUCGGCUGUGAUGCGGAGGAAGCGGUCAAAACUGCCCGUUUCUGACGGAUUCUUCGCGCACUUCUACUCAAUCCUGGAUCACGUCUCUCCAGUGCUCGCCUGGGGUUUCCUCGGCUCCGACCAGGACUUGAAGUUCAAGUGCUUUCUCGUCAAAGAGUCGCUGCAGUCAGUGAUUAGGGAUUACUUUUGCUUCGAUCGCUGCCGUUAUACUAAUAUCAACGACUUGUGCGAAGACAUCCUCCGCACCACUCGCGAGAGAUAUUGGGAAUUGGAUAACAAGUUGACAGUAAUGGACACUUAAUGGACACUUUGAUCUUAUAUACAAUUAGGCACUCAAUUAUUGUAAUUGUUAUUAUAUUUGUAUUUAUAUUUAUUUAAAUUAAUUUUUAAUUUAACGC